Aspergillus terreus NIH2624 is the source of this 342-nucleotide messenger RNA. RefSeq lists its product as uncharacterized. NCBI's taxonomy places the organism in Eukaryota, Fungi, Ascomycota, Eurotiomycetes, Eurotiales, Aspergillaceae. The coding region runs from base 1 to 342 and encodes 113 amino acids. The record is from RefSeq and is a predicted model, not a curated record. The transcript has 2 exons.
AUGGGCGCUCAGACAAAGGAGCUCCUUGACCGAUACCAAUCGGAUAUCUUCCUGUGUUCUGCCUCAGGAUGGCACCCGGGUAUGGUCGGCGGCUAUCCUACGGUCUCAAUUCCCAUCGGCACAUUUCCACCAGACACCCCAGUGCAAAAGAGACCCGCUAGCGGUCUCGUUCAGAAAGCCCCUGGAGUUCCAUUUAGCAUUGUGAUGGUGGCAAGGAGGUGGGAAGACCAGAAGCUUCUCGAUAUAGCACAUAUUUUUGAGCAGGCUAUGGACAUUCAAGACUCCCUGCACCUAAAAAUUGAGCCGACGGUGGAAAUCCAGGUCAGCGAUAGGACGACUUGA